AUGAGGGCUUUAUUUAUGAGACGUUUUGCAACUCAAGAUAUUGUUUGUUCUUUUAUUUUUUGUGUGCUCUUGCCUCUAGGCUUUAUUUAUACUGCUUUGGUUACUCUUACGAAUUGGUAUGUAGUCUUUUCUUCGGAAUGGUUAUUUCGAAUUAUUCCUCUUUUAUUUUUUGGUUUUAAUGUUUACUUAAAUGCUUGGAAAGUUGUUAAAGUUGGACCUAAUUCUCCAAAUGCUUCUUUGUUGCCUACAGUGCAAAAGGCUGGCUAUCGUUUUUGUUAUGAAUGUAAUUUUAAUGCUCCCCCACGUUCUUUCCACUGUCCAGUUUGUAAUAUUUGUAUUUUGCGUCGAGAUCACCAUUCUUCGUUUGUUGGGUGUUGUGUUGGUCAUUUCAAUCAGCGUUAUUUUGUUGCUGCUAUUUUUAAUCUUUUACCGAUUACUCUUAGCUGUGUUGUUUGGAAUGUCUUUAUGUUAAUACCAAUAUUUAAUAAUUUAUUUAAUAUCUGGAAAGUUAUUUUUCCUCAUUUGGCUUUUUUACUUGGUGCUAUAUCUUUCAAUCAAUUUAUUUUAAUCGCAACAUUCGCAUUUUCUGCUGUAACUUUAACUUUUAAUAUUUAUUUAAUUAUUGCACAAUUAUUUUGUCUUUCAAUUGGACAAACACGUGUUGAAUAUCUUCAAAAUAUUAAUAUUUAUAAUCUUGGAAUUUGGAAGAAUUUAUUUGAAAUACUUGGAGAAAAUUGGCCUUUUAUUUUUAUUUCUCCUUUUAUUAAAUCUCCGCUGCGGUCAGAUGGACAUUCCUUUACUACAAGAGAAAUGCAGGAAAUACGGCCAAAAUAUUUUUGA
Molecule: messenger RNA, 840 nt
Organism: Meloidogyne enterolobii
Lineage: Eukaryota; Metazoa; Nematoda; Chromadorea; Rhabditida; Meloidogynidae
Source: the annotation of a GenBank genome assembly